GAUUCCGGACGCACAGUAAAAAUGUUUUUCUUAAUCCUGGUCGUGGCUGGGAGCGUGCUGUUGCACUGGCUCUACAGGCUCAACAAGGACUACUAUGUCAUGGCCUUCUUUACCAAGAGGCUGUGGACAAAGGAUGGCCGUCCUGUAGAGAGCAUUUCUCCCGUUGCCCCGGGAAAAACUAUCUUUGGCAAUACCCUGGACUUGUACGGUUCUGAUCAUGCCGGUGUCUUCAAUCACUCUCGGAAUCGUGCCAGGGAAAUGAAGGAAAGCUACGUUGAAUAUGGCAUGGGUACGCCUAUUUAUAACGUAAUUGAUGCGGAAGUUGCAGAAAAUAUAAUGAAUCAUCCGAACCUUAUCACCAAGGGAUUAGUCUACAACUUUCUGCAACCUUUCCUAAGGACAGGCUUGUUGACUUCCACAGGCAAGAAAUGACAUGCCCGUAGGAAGAUGCUUACCCCCACGUUCCAUUUUAAUAUAUUGAAUCAGUUCCAAGAAAUCUUCAAAACGGAGAGUCAAAAGUUCCUGGAGCAAUUUAAAGGCAAAGAUGAGGCUACUAUUAUUCUGAAUGAUAUCAUUCCCAGAUUUACGCUGAACAGCAUUUGCGAGACGGCCAUGGGUGUUAAACUUGAUGAAAUGGCCGAGAAAGGUGAUCGUUACCGGGAGAAUUUCAGCCAAAUAGAAGAAUCCUUUAUUAGACGUUUGAGUAACCCCUUCUUCUGGGGAGACAGACUCUUCAACUUGCUAGCUGCGAAGGAAUAUGUCACAGCCUUGGAUGUGGUUCAUGGCUUCUCCAGCGAGAUCAUUGCCAAGCGAAGGGUCUUACUUAAGGAUGAACUGGAAAGACAACAAACUACGCAGUCGAAUGAUGAUGAUGUGUAAGUUGGACUAAAUAACUUGGGAGCUAGUUCCUUUAUUUAAUAUUUUACCUACUUUAGAUUUACCACCAAGAAGCGCUUUGCCAUGCUGGACACCUUGAUACAUGCUGAAAAGGAUGGUCUCAUCGAUCACAUUGGCAUUUGCGAGGAGGUGGACACUCUCAUGUUCGAGGGAUACGAUACCACCUCGAUUGGUCUCAUCUUUGGACUGAUGAACAUGGGUCUUUACACCGACAAGCAGGAGGAAUGUUACCAGGAGAUCCAGGAGCACAUAGCAGAUGACUUGAGCAACUUGGAUAUUGGUCAGCUGAACAAAUUAAAACACCUAGAUUACUUUAUGAAGGAGACCGUUCGCCUGUUUCCCUCCGUUCCCAUCAUGGGUCGUGAAGCUGUCCAGGAUACAGAGCUGGCCAAUGGUCUGGUUCUGCCCAAGGGCUCACAGAUCACCUUGCAUGUCUUUGAUAUCCAUCGUAAUACCAAAUACUGGGAUUCCCCCAACGAAUUCCGGCCAGAGCGUUUCCUGCCUGAGAAUAGCCAGAAUCGUCACACCUACGCCUAUAUACCAUUCAGUGCUGGUCAAAGGAAUUGCAUUGGCCAAAAGUAUGCCAUGCAGGAGAUGAAGACCCUGCUGGUGGUCAUCCUCAAGCAGUUCAAGAUCCUGCCAGUCACAGAUCCAAAGAGCAUUGUCUUCACAACAGGCAUUACUCUUCGUACCAAGAAUAAAAUUCAAGUGAAGCUUGUGAGAAGGAAGUGAAAUUAACUUUGUUUUUACUAUUAAGAUAA
Messenger RNA from Drosophila serrata, 1658 nucleotides. It is a transcript of the gene Cyp4p1, whose product is annotated as Cytochrome P450 4p1. The record is from RefSeq and is a predicted model, not a curated record. Gene Ontology annotation, molecular function: iron ion binding; monooxygenase activity; oxidoreductase activity, acting on paired donors, with incorporation or reduction of molecular oxygen. NCBI's taxonomy places the organism in Eukaryota, Metazoa, Arthropoda, Insecta, Diptera, Drosophilidae.